CUCAAUUUUCCAGAUCCAGUUCCUUGCGUCUGUCUUGCUACCUACCCCUCAAAUCUUGCUCCAUACGAAUGUAGUGUCGACUCCGGGAUGAUGGUCCUGUCUGUUGUCCUCUUUUUCACUGUGGUUGUUCUUCCCGCCAUUACUGUCGCCCUCCCUGGCACUCCUGGCAUUACCACUGUCCCUUUGCUCAUCCCCACGUCUACUGAUUUCACUGUAAAUUAUCCGCCGGUCGUUACAAAUGUUAAGUCUCACACGAACCGAUAUAUGUCAGUGUACCAGGCAGAAGCCGUUACUAAGAACUACUAUAUAGAAUGAUGCGCGGUAGACUGAUAUUUUAACGAAGGCAGUGUUCAGUUAGAUAGUUUAUUGAACUGAGUUUAUGCUCAAAAAGCAAAUCUUAUGAAUAUAGUCCAAU
Gamsiella multidivaricata is the source of this 415-nucleotide messenger RNA. RefSeq lists its product as uncharacterized. The record is from RefSeq and is a predicted model, not a curated record. Lineage: Eukaryota; Fungi; Mortierellomycota; Mortierellomycetes; Mortierellales; Mortierellaceae. The transcript has a single exon. The annotation marks the transcript as partial.